Molecule: messenger RNA, 15660 nt
Organism: Penicillium canescens
Lineage: Eukaryota; Fungi; Ascomycota; Eurotiomycetes; Eurotiales; Aspergillaceae
Exons: 6
Coding region: 1-15660 (5219 amino acids)
Biological process (GO): secondary metabolite biosynthetic process; amino acid activation for nonribosomal peptide biosynthetic process
Cellular component (GO): cytoplasm
Molecular function (GO): catalytic activity; phosphopantetheine binding
Source: RefSeq, a predicted model, not a curated record
AUGGAAACCACAUCAAAACAAAAUCUGUGGUGGACGGGGGGAGCUACACAUCAUUCGCAGAGGCACCGCCAGCCCCCUGAAGAGGAUGACAUUCUGUCAGAGGUGGCCGCCCACUGCCACUGUACAUUGGAGGAGUUAGAAGAUGUAUAUGCAUGCACCGCGCUUCAGGAAGGCAUGAUGGCCACCACCGUUAAGGACCCAAGUGCGUAUACAGUGGAAUAUGAGUUUCACCUUGCGCCAGGGAUUGAUGCCAAACGACUGCGGGAUGCAUGGAAUCGGACCUCUCAAGCCAACCCGAUUCUUCGAACACGAAUUGUCCCCACCAGCCAGCGAGGCGUAAUGCAGGCAGUGGUGAAAGGGCCGGUCCCUUGGCACGAGGAGUCCGACGACGAUGGGAUGCCCAAUAUGACGAGCAGCGUGGCCUGGAGGGCGGGUGCGCCUCUGGUCUACUUAACCCUCCAUCUUACCAAGCAUAGUUUGACCAUGAUGAUCCAUCAUUCAAUCUGCGACGACUGGUCCAUUGCACUACUACUGCGUCAGGUGGACGAGGCCUACAGAGGCCAAGAAUUGGUUCACCGUCCGUUUCGACCGCUGGUUGAAUAUGUACAGUCUACACGAACACAAGCUGAAGCAUUUUGGGAACAGGAGUUCCGAGAUGCGCACAAGACUUCCAUGACUUCAUUCCCUCAUAUUCCAACAGCCGGGUAUGUUUCUCGACCAACGUGCCAGCUGGAGAAGACAUUCGAUAUCCAACCGAGCUCCCGUGCUGGGUUUACAGUCAACACUAAGCUCCGCCUGGCUUGGGCAGUGUUGCAAUAUCUCUACACGGGAUCCGACGAUACCCUGUUUGGAACCGUCAACGCCGGUCGCGGGGUGUCGGUUCCUGGAGUCCAAGAACUGAGCGGACCCGCCGUCGCCACGGUCCCUGUUCGCGUCCGCCUAUGCAGGAGUCACACUGUAGCCGAGGCUCUCGCUGCUGUACAGGAGCAAUGGGCGGCCAUGAUGCAAUUUGAACAGGUUGGGUUGCAGAAUCUACUUCAUCUUGGUCCGGGCCCUAAGGCUGCCUGUCAAUUCCAAACGUUGCUGUCGGUGGAACCGCGCGACGGCCAUCAACUACCCGCUUUAUUUUCGAAACAUCAAUCAACACAGAGAAACUAUGACCUGUACGCGUUGGUUCUUCGGUGUCGGCCUUCUAGCAACGCUAUGUGGAUCGAGGCGCGUUUCGAUCCGGGGGUCAUAGAUUCUCGGCAAACUGAGCGGAUUCUUUCUCAACUUGCCCACAUCUACGAGCAGAUCGACGAGGAGUCUGACCUGCUUCUUUCAGAGCUUGAUCCACGCACAGAUCAGCAGCUUCAGGCACCUGCAAUCAGCAGCUGGGAUGGCGAACUCUCAUACCAGAGCUUGGAUAUAAUAUCAUCUGCACUGGCUGCUCAGCUAUCGCAAUACUCAGUGGCUCGUGGCAUGUUUGUCCCAUUGUGUCUAGGGAAGUCAAAAUGGACAGCAGUGACCAUGCUCGCAGUGAUGAAAGUCGGGGCUGCAUUUGUCUUACUAGAUCCAUCUUAUCCAGUUUCUCGACUGCGAACCAUGUGUGAAACACUCGGAGCGAAUGUGAUUGUGACUUCGAAUGCUCAUGCCUCUGUGGCCUCUCGCCUGGGAGUCGCAACGAAUCUCAAUGUCGAUAGCCUCGAUUUGAAGCAGAACAGCAGUGACCCUUUUUCCACACCCACAAUUUCUCCCUUUGAUCCUGUUUACGCUACAUUCACUUCUGGCUCCACUGGUAAUCCCAAGUGUGUCAUUGUCACCCACGCCGGUUAUGCAUCUAGUGCUUUGGCACAUGGAGAGCCAUACCACUUUACACCACAGUCGCGCAUCUUGCAAUUCGCAUCACCGGCCUUCGAUUCAUGCAUCAUUGAGCACCUGUCUACUCUGAUCAUGGGAGGUUGCGUGUGCAUUCCUUCAGCUGCAGACUGUCAAAGCCGACUUACGGAGGUGAUCAAUGAAUUCGCAGUGGAUGUGGCUUGCCUGACACCUACCGUAACUAGGAUUCUCUCACCAAGCCGCAUGGAUACCCUCAAGGUUCUGGUAUUCGUCGGAGAAGCCGUGUUGGCAAGUGACGUGGUCCGCUGGGAGUCACACGUUCAGGUCCGCAACGCAUACGGCCCUGCUGAAUGUUCAGCGGUCUUCAGCAUUCAGCCACAUCUUCAGUCAGAAGACCCAGCAAAUAUAGGAUUUUCUACAGGAGGUGUUGGAUGGGUUGUUAAUCCCGAAGAUCACAACCGCCUAAUGCCACUGGGAUGCCCCGGUGAGUUGGUUAUUGAAGGCCUGAUUGUUGGAAACGGGUAUCUGUCAAAUUUCCAACAAACAUCCAAGGUCUUCAUUGUUGCUCCGCCGUGGCGGCGGCGAUUUGGAGAUGCACCAUCCCGCCAGCUAUAUAAAACUGGCGACUUAGUACAACACACAGGGGAUGGCAGCUUCCGGUAUCUCGGACGAAAGGAUACUCAGGUGAAGCUGCACGGCCAACGGUUGGAGUUGGCAGAUAUAGAGCAUCAUCUCUGUCAUGCAUUUCCCCUAGCAGAACAGGCUGUCGCUGAGAUGCUGCGGUCAUCAAGCGAUGAUGGCCGCCCGGAUGCUCUCCUUGUUGCGUUCAUUUGUUUCGCUUCGUCAUCGUCUUCGGGGGAUGAUGGGCUUGAGAAGCCUCUAUUCUUGCCUCCAAACGCUGAAUUUCGCGGAGCAUGCUCCAUGGCUGAGUCUCGCCUAUCAGAGUCCCUGCCAUCUUUCAUGGUUCCGGCCAUCUUUUUCCCAAUAUCCCACGUUCCUUUGACUCCAUCUGGGAAGACUGAUCGACGCUAUUUCCGCGAAAAGGCAGCAUUGCUAUCUUGGGAGCAAAUGCAAGAGUACCGAGCGGCGCAGAUCAAGCCACAGUCUCCUUCAGGAGCGCGCGAAGAGCAGUUACAGCAGAUCUGGGCGCAAACUCUAAACAGGCCGAUCAACCAGAUUGGAGUGAAUGAAAGCUUUUUCCGGCUUGGAGGCGACUCGGUCAGUGCCAUGCAGGUGGCUGCUAGUUGUCAAGCUGCUGGUCUUAAUGUAAUGGUCUCCGACAUAUUCCGCUUCCCCAGCAUCAGCAAGCUGGCCCAGAAGAUCCAGGAAUCCAACGAACCGCAAACAAAAAGUAAGCAUUUGGCGGAGGAUGCAACUGAGAGCUGGUUUGGUCUGUCUCCCAUCCAACAGCUCUUCUUCGAGCAUGUCCCAGAUGGACACCACAGAUUCACGCAAGAGUUUUUGCUCCGUGUCACAAAGCCGACCCCAGCUUCCAAGAUCAAACAAGCUGUUGAGGAUUUGACAACUCGGCAUGCAAUGCUUCGGGCUCGUUUCAAGCAAAGUGAUGAUGGCGACUGGGAACAGAUUUUGUCUUCUAUCAAAGAACAUACAACUCUACAAUCGAUCUUUGGUGACAGCCAGAGCAGCCUUAACAUUGAAGACGGGCCAAUGCUUGUCGUUGACCUCAUCGAAACAGAGACACAUGAGCAAUACCUGGGCUUGAUGGCGCAUCAUCUGGUCAUUGAUUUGGUCUCUUGGCGGGUGCUGCUCCAGGAUCUUGAAGAUAUUCUUACUACAGGGUCUCCUCUACAACCAGCUUCUGUGUCGUUCCAAAAGUGGUGCCACUUGCAACAAGCCUACACAGAGGAGUCCCUGGAUCCCGAAACAGCCCUAUCUACAGAUAUUCCAGCUGCUCCUCUUCGCUACUGGGGACCACCGGCCAAAUUAGCCAACAACAGAUGGGCAGACACGGCCGAGCAGUCCAUCCGACUAUCUCAAGAAGUAACACAGUCAGUCCUUGGUGCUGCCAAUGACGCUUUUCACACUCGUCCUGUCGAAAUCAUCCAAACUGCCAUUUUGUAUGCGUUUGUUCAAGCAUUUGAUAACAGACCUGCGCCGGCUAUCUUCAGCGAAGGUCACGGACGGGAGCCAUGGGAUCCUUCAAUUGAAAUUUCUCGGACCGUUGGUUGGUUCACCACAAUCGCACCGGUCUUCGUGAGGGCGAAGAAAGGGCAAGACUUUACGGAGCUUCUCCAGCUGACCAAGGACGGCCGCCGAGCCAUUCCGCGCAAUGGAUGGGCCUAUUUUGCCUCGCGGUAUCUUCAUCCCGAAGGCAUGAACUACUGCGCGGCCCAUUCGCCAAUGGAGAUACUAUUCAACUACACCGGUUUGUUUCAACAGCUUGAGCGACCUGGUGCUCUUCUUCAGUUGCAGUCUGUCCCUGACCAGGCAUUGGUUCCAAUGCCUGCAGACUUGCCGCGCUUUGCCCUCAUCGAUGUGACAGCAUCAGUGACAGAUGGAUGCCUAAAUAUUGCAUUUGUCUACAACAAACAUAUGAAAAACCAAGAGCGACUUCAACAAUGGGUGCAGACAUGUCAAGGAAUUCUUCAAGAAGUGCCUGAGAUAUUGCAGCAGGGACAGCGACUUACAGUAUCGGAUUUCCCGUUGUUGCCGAAUACGACCAAUGAACAGCUCCAGGAGCUACUGCAUCAAAUCUCCCAUCAGUUUGAUAUAUCCUUAUCCAAUAUCGAAGAUAUAUAUCCUUGCUCUCAUAUUCAACUCGGUAUGUGGCUGAGCCACGCGAAAAACCCGCAGAUGUAUUGGUCGCAUAUCAGGUGGAUUGUGCACCGCUCAUCCAGCGAGUCUCCGCUUAUCGAAAUUUCGAGGAUCAAAGGGGCCUGGCAACAAGUGGUUGAUCGCCACCCAAUUUUACGUACCGUGUUUACUGAAAGGACUGGCGAGCAUAGCUUGCAAGUUGUGUUCAAAUCGUCUCCGGGAAACAUCGAGGUGGUUUCACAGGAUGAGGCAUCAUUGAGAGAUGAUGAGACUCUAUCACCUUCUUCCUACCAGUCAUUAUUGAAUCAGAGUCAUUUAAGCCAGGAGGGACAGACACCUCAUAAGCUCAAACUCACCAUUCAACGUGGUGGUGAUGUUUUCUGCGAACUGAGCAUCCAUCACAUGCUCGUUGACGGCGUGACCUGGCAAAUCUUCCUAUCUGACUUCCACCGUGCGUAUCAUGGGCAGUUGGAGAGUGAGCCAACAGGCGCAUACAGCACAUACCUUCGAUACCUGCAGACCCAUCAUCUAACGGGGUCAGAGAUGUACUGGAAGCAGUAUUUGGAUGGCGCCAAUGCAUGUAUUUUCCCUUCACUGGUGACCAGGAGCCCCAGAACCGAACCAUCUGCGUUGAAUCUGGUGCCUUUCAGCUUCGAAAUUGCACGUCGCCUGCAAUCUUUCUCUCAACACCAUGGCAUCACCAUUUCUAGCCUGUUACAAGUAGCUUGGGGUGUUGUACUCCGCGUCUAUACGGGGUCAGACUCGGUGUGCUUCGGGUAUUUGAAUUCCUGCCGCGAUAUCCCUGUGCCCAACGCACGCAAGAUGUCCGGACCAUUGAUCAAUCUGCUCAUCUGCCGACUGUCCUUGACUGGGGAUGCAUCGGUGUUGAAGACACUAUUAGAAAACCAGGAUGCACACGCUCGGAAUCUCGAACAUCAGCAUUGCUCUUUAGCGGAAGUCAUGCAUUCCCUGAACCUCGCGUGCCAGCCACUAUUUAACACCGCCAUGUCCCUGCAGAGGGAGGCUGCGGAGCUGAUGCCUAGUGAUUAUCCAUCAGAGAUCAAUCUUGAAGGGCCUCUUGGGAUCGACUCUACUGAGUAUGACUUAACGGUCAAUAUCAUCGUUGGCGAUGAAAAGAUCAGCGGAGACCUGACUUACUGGUCCCACGUUGUGACCGAUGCACAGGCGGAGUUGGUGUCCGACACCUUCUUCCAUGUUCUGUCGCAGCUCAUUGAUCCUUCCAAUGCUCACAUGAGCCAGCUAGAUCCGCUAGGUCCAAUGAGUCGUGACCGGCUACUUCAACGGAACCAGUUCGUGCCACAGGCCGCACAAACCUGUAUUCAUACCGACAUCCAGCAGUAUAGCCGUGCUCACGUUACAGCAUCUGCAGUUUGUGACACGGAUGGCGAUAUGACAUACGGGCAGCUUGACCAGGCCUCCUCCAUUCUGGCCCAGCAUCUUGAAGGAAACGGAGUGGGUGCUGACGUGUUUGUGCCUGUGUGCUGCGAGAAGUCCCGCUGGGUCGUGGUGGCCGUUCUGGCCGUCCUGAAGGCUGGUGGAGCUUUCAUCUUGCUGGACCCAACACAUCCCGCCGAGAGAUUACAAGGGAUGGUGAAUCAAGAUUUCCUGUGCCCUGUCAUUCUCGCCUCCACGAAGCAUGUGGAUUUGGCAGCCAGCAUUGUUCCGAGGGUCCUUCACAUCGAGACUGAUGCCUCAAAUUGGACUGUAGGUGAUGAGGUAGUAGAGCUUCCAGCAAUAACCCCAAGGGCUGCAGCCUAUGCAGUGUUUACCUCUGGUUCUACCGGAAAGCCCAAAGCAAGCGUCAUUGAGCACCAGGCAUUCCGCUCCGCAGCAGAGGCUCACUCUCGGGCUUUAAGACUGCGUGAAGGCUCCCGUGUCCUUCAAUUUGCCUCAUAUGCGUUUGACGCGAGUAUCGUGGAGAUACUAACAACGCUUCUUGUGGGCGGAUGUAUUUGCAUCCCCAAUGAGAUUGACAGAGCUCGGAGGCUAUCUGAAGUAAUUCAAGAUAUGCGAGUGACUUGGGCGUUGCUCACACCUUCUGUAGCUCGUAUUCUCAAACCUGGACAGGUUUCAACUCUGGAAACUCUCGUUCUUGGUGGUGAGGGCAUGAGUGAAAAUGAUGUGCGCUUGUGGUCAUCCCAUGUUCAUUUGAUGAACGCCUAUGGCCCCUCUGAGUGCUCUGUCGUCGCCACAGUCCAACCUUCUCCUCAAUGCCUUUUGAAGGACCCGGCAAACAUCGGAUUCCCGGUCGGAUGUCUCGCUUGGGUGGUCGAUACCCAAGCACCGGAAAAGCCCAUGCCCAUUGGAGCAGUGGGAGAACUCCUCAUCGAGGGACCCAUCGUCGGGCGCGGUUAUGUCAAUAGACCGGAUCAUACGAAGGCCGCUUUCCUCCCUUAUCCUUCAUGGCUGCAUCACAUCCGUGGGACUGAACAGGGUAGUCUCUAUAGAACGGGCGACCGGGCCCGGAUUCUCGAAGAUGGAUCUAUCCACUAUUUGGGACGGAAAGAUAGACAGGUCAAAUUGCACGGCCAGCGCAUUGAACUGGGCGAAAUCGAGCAUCAGAUCCGACAGUGCUGGCCCGAAUGUGAUCCACUGGUCUUCGUGGAUCUAGUCAAGCCUCUUAAUUCUACCAACACAUAUCUAGUUGCCUCAAUCGUCUAUCUUGACGAGAAUGUCAAAGACCGCGCCUUUGAAGGGGCAGUGGAGGAGACUGAACUGAGGCUUCAAGGCAGGGUUCCCGCGUUCCUUAUUCCGUCUGCAUUUCUGCCCAUUGCUGGAGUGCCACGACUGCCUAACGGAAAGGUGGAUCGGCGCCGGCUCUGCGAUGAAGCGUCGCGUGACCUUCAAAUACGGAUGGACCAAUCUGAGGGCAGUCCAAAGACAAGACAGCGCAUGGAGACCACCAAAGACGAGCAACUGUUACAGCAGCUGUGGGCACAGGUACUCCAUCGUGAAGUAGAUAGCAUCGGUCCGGAUGACAACUUCUUCCGAUUGGGCGGAGACUCUAUUCUUGUCAUGAAACUAGCGUCUGCGGCUGCUACUCAAGGGCUUAAACUAUCUGUGCCUGACGUGUUCCUGCAUCCUAGAUUGAAGGAUCUCGCACGACUUCAUGUCCGCCAACAGACAAAACCACCGGAAACGGAAGCACUAGAAUCAAUACACGAAGAAGACGCCAUUCCUCCGUUAUCGUUGCUUCCUUCAGCCCAGCGAGAGACCGCUAAGAGGGAGACGAUGAGUCAAUGUGAUGUGACAGCGGAGCAAAUUGAGGACAUUUAUCCUUGCACAGCAUUGCAAGCUGGUCUGGCUGCGUUAACGGCAGAAAGACCGGGCUCCUAUAUUGCACAUCACUAUUUCAAACUGGCUCCAAAAAUCAAUCUGGAUAGGCUGAAGACAGCUUGGGAAAGGGUUUCUUCUCAAAUCAGCAUUCUUCGCACGCGUCUUGUUCAAACCGAGUUUGGGUGUCUGCAAGCGAUAAUCCGCGACUGCGAACUCAGUUGGAAAGUUGCUACUGGUGACCAAAACAAAGAUCAAGAACCAACCUGGGAGAUGCUUUUUGGCCAACGGCUCAUCCAUUUUGAGAUUGAUAUGAAGCCAGAACACAUUGAACUGAGCAUAACCGUGCACCAUGCGGUUUACGAUGCCUGGUCGCUGCCUCUUCUCCUCCAAUGGGCGCAGCUGGCGUAUGACGACCUUGGAUCACCAAAAUUGCGCUGUGCUCCAUUCCAGAGAUUCAUCCAAUAUACAAUGAGCCAAAAGGAAAAAUCUCUUCAAUAUUGGCAUGAUAAACUUAGCAGCUUUGAUGCUGACCCAUUCCCUUCCAUUCCCUUCCCAUCCUAUCGACCCCAGACGCCGAAAAAGGUCCAGCGUACCAUUGCCACUGGCCCGGUGAUGGAUGGACUGGUUAGUCGAACUACAGCGAGCCGACUAGCAUGGGCUCUGGUACAAUCACAGUAUCAAAGCGGCGACACUGUUGUUUUUGGGGUCGUCUCAUCCGGUCGUUCAGCGCCGGUCCGUGGUAUUGAGAUGAUGGCUGGCCCCACGAUUGCCACGAUACCCCUGUCCGUUUCGGUGGAUAACAACGUGACAGUGUCGCAGGCUCUUAUAGAUCUACAAGAACAGAUGCUGCAACUCAUCCCAUACGAGCAAGUCGGAUUGUCUCAAAUCGCUUCGGUUGGGCCGGGAGCGAUGCAAGCAUGUUCGUUUCAGACCCUCCUGAUUGAGGGAAGAGAUGAGGCCCACGAUGAGCCAUUGGGCAAUGCCCAGCCUCUUAAAACAUUCUCCGGGGAUGAUGCGGCAAAUACAUAUGUUUUGGAACUGACCAUUAUCCUCGGAACUGAUAAGACCACUGUGGAGGCGGCCUUCGAUGAAACAGUUCUACCAGAAUGGCAAAUCCAGCGGAUUCUGGACCAAUUUGGUCACAUUCUACAGCGCGUCCACAAAGAGCCACAGCGUUUAGUGAAGGAAAUCUCGACGGUCAACUCAAGGGAUCUCCAGGAUCUGAAGAUGUGGAAUAGAGAAAUUCCUGAUUUGGACUCUCGAACGGCGAUUGAAGUCAUUCGAGGGCAUUGUGCUAACCAGCCAUCGGCGCCAGCUGUCUGCGCCUGGGAUGGCAACUUAUCCUACGGGGAGUUAGAUACCCGAUCUGAUACCUUGGCAAGAGCAGUUUGCUCUUGGGGAGUUGGACCAGAUAUGUUCAUUCCGAUCUAUCUUGAUCGGUCACGCUGGACCGCUGUUGCGGUUUUGGCCGUUCUCAAGGCUGGCGCCGCCUUUGUGCUGCUCGACACGUUCCAUCCUCACGGACGACUGCGCACUAUUUGCGAGGAGCUGCAGGCACCUAUCAUAAUUACCUCCAUCAACCACCAGGCUGCAGCGCAAUCGCUGGUAUCAAACACCGUAGUGGUGACGGCAGGUCCUGGCGCUGGAAGUUCAAGCGAAAUCAGAAGCCCUCCUGCCAACCCGCACCGGGCUCUUUACGCUGUUUUUACAUCCGGCUCCACUGGAAAACCAAAAGCCGCUGUCGUUGAGAAUGGGUCCUUUGCGACAAUGGCCGUCCCAUAUGCUCGGGAGAUGAGGCUUAACAGGAACUCUCGGAUGCUCCAUUUUGCAUCUUAUGCUUUCGACGUCAGUAUCCUUGAGAUUCUUGGGACGCUGUUCAUUGGAAGUUGUGUCUGCGUCUUGUCAGAAUCUGAACGGAGAGAUCACCUGGGUCGGGCCGUCACAAACUUGCAGCCAUCUCAUGCGAUAUUAACACCGUCUGUGCUGCGGGUAGUGAGCCCGGCAGAUUUGAGCUCAGUGCAUACCAUCAUGCUGAUAGGAGAGCCAGUCCGAGAAAGUGACAUCCGGCAGUGGGCCGAUAAAGUGCACCUUUUGAACACAUAUGGGCCUGCUGAGUGUACAGUGGUCUUCACAAUGAAACCGUCUCUCAAUCUCAACGGCGGUGAGGCUGCCAACAUUGGGGUCUCCAUUGCAGGGGCAUCAUGGGUAACCGAUCCCAGAGACCCUCAACGAUUACUUCCUAUCGGCGCUGUGGGUGAGCUUCUUCUGCAAGGGCCCCUAGUUGGCCGCGGAUACCUGAAUAAUACACAGCAAACCGAGGCUUCGUUUGUUCCCUGCCCAUCCUGGAUGCAUGAACAACUGUGGUUGGCAGAUGAUAGGGAUAGCAACAGGCGUGUGUACCGUACAGGUGAUCUAGUUCGGUACGACAUAGAUGGAUCACUCUGCUUUAUAGGAAGACGAGACUACCAGGUCAAGCUUCGUGGACAACGGUUUGAACUUGGCGAAGUGGAAUCUCAGGUGCAGCACAAUUUCCCUGCAGAUAUUGAAGAUGUGGUGGCCCAUAUUAUCACUCCGGCAGGCGCAGUGAAGAACCCGUGCCUGGCAGUGUUCAUCGCGCUUAAAGGUAAUACUGGCUCACUGGGGCCCACUCCUUCCUCGCUGUUACCGUCAUUGGAUGUCGUGAUACCGACGGGAUUUGGGGAGAUGGUCAACGCUGUCAAAAGACGACUCGAAGAUGUUCUGCCAGAGUACAUGAUACCCAAUAUCUUUGUACCGUUCAAACACCUGCCUCGGACCACUGGCGGGAAGCUAGACCGGUCGCGACUGCGGGACUCUGUCGCAAAGGUAUCGCGGCAAGACUUGGAUUCCAUGUUCAUGCCGAAGACUUCAGAUAAGAGACGAAACACCGCAACCACCACGGAGAGCACCCUGCAGAAAAUCUGGGCACAAGCACUGGGAAUCGUUGCCGACCAAAUCGGUGUGGAGGAUAGCUUCUUCCGUCUCGGCGGGGAUUCUAUUUCCGCUCUCCAGGCCACAUCUCAAGCACGCGCCGUCGGUAUUGCCCAUUCAGUUGGAGAUCUAUUCCAGUGGAGGACAAUUCUACAGGUUGCCAAGCGGUUCGCACCGUCACAUGAGUUGCAUGUUCAGCAAAGAGAUCCUAAUGUGGCCGGUGUAAUCCCCUGUACUCCGGCACAACGGGGCAUCCUGCUGAAUCAGAUGCAAUUUGAACACAAAUAUGCCGCCCACUUCAUCUGGCAAGUUAAUACAAGGGGCGAAAUUGUGGAUGUAGACCGCCUUGUGAAGGCAUGGAAGGCGGUCGUCUCUCGACAUUCAGCCCUGAGAGUCAAGUUUCAGCCAAGCCCGAGCGAUGAUGGUCAGUUCGAGCAGGUUCUGCUUCAUGAAAUCGACACGCCGGUGCACAUAAUACGUGAUGAAAUUUGCCAUGAUGGCGUUGCUGAUGAUUCCAUGCUGCCUGACGCCCUCAUUGAGCCCUCUGCAAAUGUAGGGUGGCGCAACGACGGCCAGUCCAUACCGCAUCAACUCACCGUUCAUUCCAACUACUCUGGAGGUGUCUUUUGCCGACUAGACAUUAAUCACGCCAUCUUGGACGGCAUGUCCUUAGCCAUUUUAGAGCUCGAUCUUUGCCAUGCCUAUGAUGCGCCACUGUCAAAAAUGUCCCAGCCAGAUCCGUAUCGGGAAUACAUCAACUAUGUUCAGAAGGAACCGCACGAUGAAGCUCGCAAGUACUGGGAGUCGUAUUUGAAGGAUAUUGAACCAUUGGCCCUUCCACGAGCACGCGUACCUGAGACCGCCUCCGAGUCCUCCACGGAUGUCAUGAAACGGUUGGAGAUAUCGCUGGCCUUCCGUGGAGAGGAUAUAGAGUCAUUCUGUCGCUCAACUGACUGGACUCCAUCCAAUCUUGUUUAUUUUGCCUGGGCCCUGGCACUAUCAGCUUUAACAGGCUCUCAAGAUGUGUGCUUUGCGAUUUCAACAUCGGGGAGGUUGAUUCCAGUCCCUCACAUUGACCGCGCCGUUGGCCAAUUUUCAAACAUGUCGAUAUGUCGUGCACGCAUGGCAUCUGACCUUCUACUCAACGACAUUUCUCUUCAUAUGCAGCAGGAUUACUCUCAAAUUCUAUCCUACCAGUCUUUCCCAUUGGUAGAGAUUGCGCGAGCUGCUGGAGUUCCCAUAGAGGCAUUGGCCUCUACUGGUGUCAUAGUUCAUUACCCGUUGCCAGCGGUAUUGGACCCAGGUAUUCACGAGGUUGCUCUGUAUGUGGUGUUCGAAGACGACGGCCAGAUCCGAGCAGCUCUGACAUACCAUCCAUCGCGUGUAUCACCCUCUUUGGCCACCCAGCUGGCCGACUACUUUGAUCUUGCAGUCUCAAGGAUUCUUCAGCACCCAGAUUCUUCACUUGGCGACUUGGCGCUUCUAAGCGACCAUGAUCAACAACGCCUACGUUCCUGGAAUGGUGCACUGCCAAGUCCUGUGCCGUUUGGGAUUCACGAAAUAAUCGAAGAACGCACGAAAAAACAGCCAACUCAUCAAGCAGUCUCCAGCUGGGAUGGUGAAUUCACUUACAGCGAGCUCGAUCAGCUGGCGUCACAGCUAGCUGAAAAACUGCAGAAAACAGGAAUUCGUGCUGCUCAACCUAUCCCUCUCUGCUUUGAAAAGUCUUGCUGGACAAUAGUGGCUAUUCUUGCGGUCAUGAAGGCUGGUGGAACGUUUGUGCCGCUUGAUGCCAUGCAGCCGAUGGGGAGACUUCAGGAGCUCUGCCGUCGCCUAAACGUGAACAUCAUCAUAUCGUCUACCGCCCAAGUAGGACUAAGUCGGCUUCUUGCCGAUCAAGUGAUUCAGGUCGGCAACAACAUGACCCUUGAUCACCACGAUCGCCACUAUGCUCAAUCCCACUUCAGCCACCCUACCAACCCUGAACAGGCAGCAUACAUACUCUUUACAUCGGGCAGCACAGGUGCACCCAAAGGAGUCAUGGUAUCGCACUCGUCGUAUACCUUUUCAGCCGACCAACAAAUUCAAGCGUUCUCUCUGAAUCCAUCUUCCCGAGUCUUACAAGCAUCGUCUUACGCAUUCGAUGUGUCUAUGGCGGAAAUUCUCACUACUUUGAUAGCGGGAGCCACCGUCUGCGUGGUUUCUGAUUCGGAGCAGAAUAAGAUGAUGAUGACUGGGGUUUGUCCUGUUCCUGUUUCACACGCAAUGCUAACCCCAUCACUGGCCAGUGGGUUGGACGCGACCAGAGCCUCGUCUUGGUUGCAGACCUUAAUUCUUAUAGGCGAGCCUGUGUCAUCCUCUCACACCAGCCAAUGGGGGAAAGCUGUUACUUUGAUAAACAGCUAUGGCCCAACAGAAUGUGCAGUUUACAGCACAGCAACAUCGGCAAUUCGUCCAGGUGAUGAUCCUCGCAAUAUUGGGCGGCCUUUAGGGGUCCAUGCCUGGGUUGUUGAUAAGGAUGACAAAAACCGGCUACUUCCUCUGGGCGCUGUUGGAGAGUUAGUUCUCGCUGGGCCAGCGGUAGGCAUAGGCUAUUUGGAUGAACCGGAAAAGACCGCCGAAGCCUUCAUGCAAGGCCAACCACCGGUGUGGCUACGAGGUAUGUAUUCGGAGCAGGAAUUAAAGCAAUUGCGGCUUUAUAAGACUGGGGACCUUGUCCGGUAUGAAAUCUCCGAUGGUUCUCUACGCUUUGAGGACCGGAAGGAUCGACAAAUUAAGGUACGGGGGCAGCGUGUGGAGCUGGAGGAUAUUGAACAUCACGUACGGCGGUUCUUCUCUGGGGCAAGCGAGAUUGUGAUCGAGCAGGUGAUGCUCUUGGAAGAGUCAUACUCGGACACGCCAACAACCUCACCGACCGUAGCGAUUCCACGCCUGGUUGCAUGCAUAUACGAUGGAUAUGAGGACAACACAGGCACCGAACAGGAUCUUCUCCAUGUUCCAAGCGACGCUUUUUCUUCUACUGCUGCCAAUGCUCUUCGGCAACUUCGGGACGAUCUCCCGGGGUACAUGAUUCCGGACUUCUUUGUCUCUGUCGCCCAGCUGCCGCGAACGGUAUCAGGAAAGACGGACAAACAGCAGCUAAGCAAGGCUAUUCAGGAAAUUCCACCCCUUGAAUUGCGAGCAUACUUUGCUGCACAGAGAAACAAGAAGCCUUUGGAGACGGAGACGGCUGUGCGGUUGCACGCCAUCCUUACUGGAUUGCUCGAUAUAGCUCCAGAAACAGUCGGUGCAGAUGACAGUUUUUUCCAUCUAGGAGGAGACUCAAUUCUCGCGAUGAAAAUCGCUGCUAACGCCCGUGCACAAGAAAUGGAGAUCAGUUCUCACGAUGUCCUCCGGCAUCCAACAAUAGCGGAGUGGGCCGCCAUUGUCGAUGCGCAGCAGGCGGACGCACUCCCCUCCCAGCAAUAUGUUCCAUACUCAGCGGUCACUGAGGCUGAACGUGCAGCCAUCCUCUCCACUACAACAAACAAAGACCAUCCUUUCGUCUCAGAGAAUGUGGUCGAUAUCUUGCCGGCCGUUGGUUUCCAGUCCUACUAUGUUACCCACUCAUCGCCAGUCUCCACCGCCCAGGUUUUCCCAAUGGGCGUGGACAUUGACCGGCUCCAUAUGGCUUGCAAAAGACUCAUGUCGCACUAUAGCAUUUUACGAACAGUCUUUGUGGAAAUCGACUUCCGGAUCUUCCAAGUCAUCCUCCAAGAGGUUGAGCCGGUCUUCGAUGUCGUCGAAUGUGACGAUCCCGAGGCAUACAUCACCCAGGAAUCUCAGCGAAAGAUCUCUCCAUCUCUGCCUCGAGGAUCGCUGCCUAUGAGCUUCACCGUUGUGACUAGCCCCAAUGGACCGGGUUGCAUCUUCAUCCUUCGGAUAUCGCACGCCCAAUAUGAUGGAGCCUCGUUGCACUUGUUAUGGCAGGCCCUAGCGGCUGCAUACGAAGGAAACACUCUUCCGAAAGCUGUGCAGUUCAGCGAAGUGGUUUAUAAUCGACUCAGUGAUACAAAUGAUGAAGCAUUCUCGUUUUGGCGCAAGUAUCUCCACGACGCUUCCGCCGCCACUCUCGACUUCUUACGUGUUACCUCAACUCCUGCAUCGCAGCAGAACGACAGCACAGCAGUUACCAGCGCAAGACGAGAGAUCACACGAUCCUGUUUCAUUUCUGAGAUUACGUCCUCUACUCUGGUAAAAGCAGCACUGAUAUGGAAAUUGUCAUCUGGUGGUCUGCAUCGCGAUGUUAUUUUCGGCCAGGUCGUUCACGGACGUGGUUGUCCCAUCCCAAAUGUGGACAAGGCCCUUGGGCCUUGCAUCAAUCUCCUACCACUGCGUGUCGUCAUGAGCCUCGAGUGGACUAUCAUGGAUCUUCUGCGGCAUACACAAGUCCAGCAGCUGGAAACACUCUCUUACGACUAUCUCUCAUUUGAAGACAUUGUGCGGAAAUGCACUGAUUGGCCGAGCAACUCCAAGUUUGGCUGUAUUGUCCACCAUCAAGAAGCCGAUGGCGGAGGAUCAUUCGAGAUGGGCGGUAUUCGUGCUUCUUCCAGCUCUAGCUGGGCGAAUUCAAAACUUGAGCAAGGUCAGGUCGGUAUUGUAUCAAUGAAACGGGGAAUGGGCCUCGAUCUUAUGAUCACAGCGACCGGUGACACACUGGAACAGUCGAAAGCGGAGCUGUUGGCAGAUGAACUUGUCGAGGCUAUCCAAUGGUUCUCCGAAUUUCCGGACCGCCCGCUUUCAGAGCUAGCACAGGAAACAAAAUUGUUUGGAGGGAGCUAA